Sander lucioperca (pikeperch) is the source of this 3773-nucleotide messenger RNA. RefSeq names its product endoglin, like (gene engl). The transcript is spliced from 17 exons. NCBI's taxonomy places the organism in Eukaryota, Metazoa, Chordata, Actinopteri, Perciformes, Percidae. The record is from RefSeq and is a predicted model, not a curated record. Bases 927 to 3545 code for a protein of 872 amino acids.
CAAAAAAUGGAGGCAUGGCUGCAGUGUGUUUUUGCUUUUAUUUCUCAUAGACAUGUAAGAUCACCAGAAUCAGAAUCAGAAAAAGGUUUAUUGCCAUUGCCACAAGAAGUUGCACUUAUGUGGAAUUUGCCUUGGUGGUUGGUGCAUACAUAAACAAACUAACAUAUUAAACAUUAAUAUGAAAUAAACAAUACAUUCAGAAACAAAUAUAUACAAAAUAGCUGUUUUGCAUAAGAAGGAAUGGAUUGAGUGCAGAAUGUGCAGUGAUGACGUUGCUUGAAAAGAAAGAAAAAAGCAUAAUCUAAACUCAGAAAUAUGGAAAAUAUGUCCUUAAUGUCUCAGAAAGUGUGUUGCACUUCCCUCCUAAAACAUUUCACCUGCCAGUCAAACUUCUGACCAUACUCCAUCCCUCCUCCUUCCCUCCUAUGUCCCCUCCUUCUCUCCCACCUUCCCUCCAUCCCUCCCUUCCUGUUGCCAGCUACGUUCCCACAGCCUUUUAUUCCUCUCCAUCUCGCCAUCUCUCUCUCCACACUGUCACACCAUCCCGCAGUCCCUCCCAUUUGCCCCUGUUUAAUUGUGUCUUUAGGCCUACAACUACCCCUUUCAGUCCCACUCGGUGUGUUAAAAUGAACUUCCACUGAGAAAUAUUUCCCACAAGUCGCACCUCCGCUGGAGAAAGACGUCUGACGCGACGCGCGAGUAUUUUGUUGCGUGGUUCACACGAAGUAUGGGUAGGGUGGGUGUGUGACUGCGUGGUUGUGUGUUGAGGAAAUGAGGGGGGCGUGUGUUGAGCUGUGAGUGCAGCCCGGCCCCCUCACAGGGAAGCCCGGGAGAGCAACAGCUGGAUCAGCAGUCCGCCGUCCCUCCGCGCAGUGCCGCAGGAUGUUGCAAGAUGGGACAUCCCGUUAAGUCAGCGUAGUUGUGAAAUGUUCAUGAUGUCUUCGCUGCCAGGGGUUGGAUGGACUGUUUUCUGUCUCCUUCUGCUCUGGAAGGGAACGGCAGCUCAAGGUGUGGCGGUGCGAUGCUCCGUGGCACCAGUGGGGGCGCUACACCCUGUUCAUGGUCUGCUGGAGAGGUUCGAGGCCGGUCCAGGCUGCGCUGCCAGAGAACGAGGAAACAAGGAAACUCACGUCAUUGCAGUGAGGAGAGUAACAAACAGCCCCGAAAACAAGGUGACGGUGUUGCUGAAGCCUUUGUUUCUGCACCCCUCCCCUUUCAGAGCCCUCCACCUCCUGCUCAGCUCCAGGCUCCCCGUCAUCUGGUGGCUGCAGGCGGAGAGACUGCCCCCUAACCUCCCCGUGCUGGUGCAGGUAUCCUCAAACUCCAACGUGCAGUCCCACACCCUGCGUCUGAAUGUCCAGACUGUGCAUUCGCUGCCUUUUGGUCCACGUGCGCUGCACCGCUGGGCUCUGAGACACCACAGCAACCUGUCCUCUCUGACAUACAUGACACACGGCAACCGAGUCUACGUCUCACUGGGAGAGGAUCCAACGCUGCCUGCUGUGUGCCAGCUGCAGUCCAUGUUCCUCUCUCCCAACUACAUGACCUCGGAGCUGCAGCCACAGGAAGUGCAGGGCUGCGCUGACGCGUCAGCGGGUGGGAUCAGCCCUGAAGUCCAUGUGCUCAAGCUGCAUUCAGCGGGCUCCGGGCUCUGUGGCUCUCUCCAAGUGGAGGUGAUCAUCUCUCUUGUGCCCCUGGUGGCUUCAAAGAUGCAGACAGUUGUUCUGAUCCUCAGCAGCUCUGUGCCGAUCAACUGGGCCAUUGUUGCUCCAGGUGUCCGGGGUCAUGUCUCUGUUCAUUCAUCCAACAGUGUAUCCCCACCUUACCCCGCUGAGCCUGGCCUGACCCUGUCCAGUACUCUGAACUCUGACCUGUCCACAAUAUCUGACCUUCUUGUGUGGGCCAAUGAGAGGGGCUACAGCAAGGUGACCUCAUACACCGAGGCUGACCUGGCCAAUCGCUUUGUGAUCCAGCUGGCUGGGGGCAGGACAGACUUGGCUGUGGGGAUGAAUCCGCUGGUCGGGAGGCCUCCGUGGGCCGAGGAGCGCAGGCUGAGACAGUGGCUGAACGGAGGAGGCAGACCAGGGGGAGACCGACUGAUUUUAACGGUGCAGUGUGAGGACGGACGCCUCAGCGUGAGCGUAGACCAACACAUCCUGCAGAGCUUGUCUGUCCCGGUGGCUGCCGUGACUCUACGAGACUCAACGUGCCAGGCUCAGUCCAAUGGAAGUCAUUUCCUGUUGGUGUUCCCAGUCAUUUCCUGUGGCACUGAGGGUCUGCUCCUGGGACAGCCUCGAAGGGUGAAGUACAAAAACAUGGUGUUGUUAUGGAGAGAUGAGCCUCAGGCCAUUCUGGCGCUCAAUGAGACAGAAAAGAAGUCCAAAAAUCCACUCAGCGUGCAUUUCAGCUGUUCGUCCAGAGUCCCCGCUCUACCCAGAUCUGCCGACGGUGAUGAUGUCGAUGUAAACAGUUCUCAGGCGGGGCUGCUCCCCUGGGCACCCGAAGGUCCGGGACCUGAUCCAGGACUGAGUCACCUACCGACACCCAGACACAGAUCCGGGCCUGUUCUUAUUUUGAAGCUCUUUGUCACCGAGAGCUACGAGCAGAGACGGAUCGGCCCCUGUGUCAUAACUGCAGACCACCGUGUCUAUGUUGAGAUUUCAGCCAAAGGGCCUUUCAUCGAUGUCGUGGAAGUGAAGUCAUGCGUGGUCUCUCCUCUGUCAGACCCCAAAAAGUCUCCUUUCUGGACUGUCAUAAGCGUCGGCUGCUCCUCAGAUCCCUCCCUGACCGUCGUGGGAAACGCAACAGACGAAGAGGAUGAAGAGGCCGAAAGUGAUGCUGAACUGGAAGAGGAAAAGGAAGAGACAGCUGGACUGGAGAGAGACGGAGACAGAGAUUUCUCAUUCCGACAUAGUGUUGAAAGAAGACGGAGAGAAGCACCAGAAAGGAUGGAAAAAAGUAGCACAAGGAGAGGAGAGGAAGAAGAGGAGGAAAUACAGCCGUUAAGAUUUAGUUUCAUCCUGCGACCUGUUUAUAAUAACUCGAUUCAGUUCCUGCACUGCAGCCUUCGCCUGUGUAUCUCUGACUCGAAAAGAGGGGAACCCACGAAGGAAGACGUGAAGAAUAACUGUCAGAGUGGGCUACGGAUCCCUCCACUUGUAUCUAGAUCCCCCGGACAUCAGUGCGAGAUCAGAAACCUAUCCAGGCCCAUGGUGGUCACCCAGAAGAUUAGUUCACUAGUACCCAAACUGCUGAGGCCCCCCACUGGCCAAAGAACCAGGAGCCUGAGCGCCUCCCCACUGAACAGUCCAGACCCCCAGCACAGCAGCGCUGUGGUGCAGAGAGGACCAGUGAUGGGAAUUGUCUUCGCUGCCUUUGUGAUGGGUGUCUGUCUGACGGGGGGGCUGUGGUGCAUCUAUCAUUAUACAGGGCCACGUACAGCGACACUUGGAGGAGAAAGUCAUUUAACAGACACGCACACCCAUGAAGGCGGCAACAUCUGGACUCCACUGUCACCGUCGGAUCAGUCGUCCAGCUCGGUGUAGAGGAUUUCCUGCAAAUCAGAGGAAGGAGAACUGGGACAGCUUGUGUGUGUGCAGAGCCAAUGUUUGCGCACGUCUCCAUCGUUGAUCGCUGUGUUGUAGAAAUGUGAGGGGACUGAAACUAUGUGAACACAGAACAGCACAUCACCGCAUUGUGAAACAUUGUUUGUUUGGUGUUGCGAGCAAUUCUUCAUCAAAGGCAUCUCAAAAGUAGCAGCGAUCGUUGUCACA